AGAGCCAGACUCUUAUGAAACAAAAUAGUGCAGCAGCGGAAAACAGGUACAGGGAGACGAGAAGGGAUUCACAGGCUACAGACAACUUACCCGCCACACAGCACCUGCCUGCACAGCAAAGCCAGGGGAAGAAAUGCUUCUGUCUCUGGGCUUGACAUAAGUAUAACAUCCGGGGAGCCAGCACAAGAGUAAAAUGGCCCCAAAUUCGAUCCACUGGUUCCGGAAGGGCCUCCGCCUGCACGACAACCCGGCGCUACAGGAGGCGGUCAGAGGGGCAGGCACAGUGCGCUGUGUUUACUUCCUGGACCCCUGGUUCGCAGGCUCCUCCAACGUCGGGGUCAACAGGUGGCGGUUUCUCCUCCAGUGUCUCGAGGAUCUGGACGCCAGCCUUCGAAAGCUCAACUCUCGCCUUUUUGUCAUCAGAGGCCAACCCGCCAACGUGUUCCCGCGGCUCUUUAAGGAGUGGAAGAUCUCUCGGCUGACCUUUGAGUACGACUCGGAGCCUUUCGGGAAGGAAAGGGACGCUGCCAUCAAGAAGCUGGCCAUGGAGGCAGGGGUGGAGGUCAUCGUCAAGAUAUCGCACACCCUCUACGACCUGGACAAGAUCAUAGAGCUGAAUGGCAGUCAGCCUCCUCUCACCUACAAGCGUUUCCAGACCCUGAUCAGUCGAAUGGAUCCUCCUGAGAUGCCCGUGGAGACGCUGUCGGACACCCUGAUGGGUCGCUGUGUGACCCCCAUCUCUGAAGACCAUGGAGACAAGUACGGGGUGCCGUCCCUGGAGGAGCUGGGCUUUGACAUCGAGGGCCUGCCUUCAGCCGUGUGGCCGGGAGGAGAGACUGAGGCUCUGACGAGGAUAGAGCGCCACCUGGAGAGAAAAGCCUGGGUGGCGAACUUCGAGCGUCCCAGGAUGAACGCCAACUCGCUGCUGGCCAGCCCGACGGGCCUCAGCCCAUACCUCCGCUUUGGCUGCCUCUCCUGUCGCCUUUUCUACUUCAAGCUCACUGACCUCUACCGGAAGGUGAAGAAGAACAGCUCCCCUCCACUCUCUCUGUAUGGCCAGUUACUGUGGCGGGAGUUCUUCUACACCGCAGCGACCAACAACCCACGCUUCGACAAGAUGGAGGGGAACCCCAUUUGCGUCCGCAUCCCCUGGGACAAAAAUCUCGAAGCGCUCGCCAAGUGGGCGGAAGCCAAGACGGGUUUCCCCUGGAUAGACGCCAUCAUGACUCAGCUGAGGCAGGAGGGCUGGAUCCAUCACCUGGCCAGGCACGCCGUGGCCUGUUUCCUCACCAGGGGGGACCUGUGGAUCAGCUGGGAGGAAGGGAUGAAGGUCUUCGAGGAGUUGCUUCUCGAUGCAGACUGGAGCGUGAACGCAGGCAGCUGGAUGUGGCUGUCCUGCAGUUCAUUUUUCCAGCAGUUUUUCCACUGCUACUGCCCCGUGGGCUUCGGCCGGCGCACCGACCCCAACGGGGACUUCAUCAGACGAUACUUACCUGUCCUUCGAGGUUUCCCCGCUAAGUACAUCUACGACCCAUGGAACGCUCCGGAGUCCGUGCAGGCGGCCGCCAAGUGCAUAAUUGGCGUCCAUUACCCGAAGCCCAUGGUGCACCACGCUGAGGCGAGUCGGCUCAACAUCGAGAGGAUGAAGCAGAUCUACCAGCAACUUAGCCGAUACAGAGGACUUGGCCUGCUGGCGUCAGUGCCGUCCACCAAUGGGAACGGGAGCGGAGGGAUGAUGGCCUACUCUCCCGGAGAGCAGCAGCCAGGGACCAACAGCAACAGCAACUCACAUUUGCCUGGAGUGUCGGGGAGCGCCGUUGCCACGGGUAACGGCAGCGGGAGCAUCCUACUCAACUUUGACAAUGAGGAACAGAGCAGGCCUAGCAGUUCUGGACAGCAGCAGCAACAACGACUGCAGCCUCUCGCACCACCACCACCACAACAUCAACCACAACCACAACCGCAGCAGCAGCAGCAGCAGCAGCAGCAGCUUGGAUACCACUCAGUCCCAGACCCCAACCAGACCAGCGUCACCAGCAGCUUACUCUACCACGAGUUCGCUGUGCCUCAACACCCAGGACUCCUCCUGCACGGCAGAAGCAUCACAGGAAAGAGGGAGCGCGAGUCGGGAGGCGACGGAUCCGGGGAGAAAGACCUGGCGUCCUGCUCCAUCAGCAAGAUUCAGAGGCAGAGUGCAGAGACCACCUAAAGCAGGCGGAGGUCAGACCGUCGUGGGUGAGCACUCCGGCCAGUGGAGAGAGAGGAAACCCCGACUUGGCCUCCAAACACUCCAGAUGUGACGCGUCUCCUCCUCUUCAAACGCCGUGCAUCUAAAAGCUGCCCUCUGUCUUUGCAGUCAGGAAUUCCACCGGGUGGGAAACACAGAGGUGAAAAUGUGACAUUGGGCUCAGACCUCAGAGGAAGGAACAAAACGCCUCAAACUAGCAGCUCGACGAAUCGUUUGUAAUAAAAGAAAAUGAAAAGAAACAUUACUGUCUUAAAACUGCUGCCACCAGCCAGUACGAACUCUGAAGCAGCUAGAAAUAAUGAACACGUAGUUGUUUUUUCCAAGCUGCGGCUCCAUCAGUUACCUUGUCUGUCCUAGCGUAUUACAACCAGGCUAAUCACGUCAGGGUUUACAGUGAAUUUUUUGUACUUUUACUACAUUUUCACAUUUUACAUUUACUACUCAUAGCGUGUACAUGUGACGUACUGCGUGUACCCGUAGUUUUAACCAGGAAAACAUCAUCACCUGCGCACUCGGUGUCAUGCUAGGAAUUAAUGUUUGGAGCCUUUUAUAUUGGAAAAAAACACUUCUUUGUAUUUAUAUUAUUACGUUCUUUGUUGUUGAGUUGAAACGCUUGUAAAUGAGGUCAUUCGAAUCUUAAGUGCAUAGUGUUUCCCAGAAGAUGAUAAUCUGCACAUCGGAAAAUAAAGGGCGGGUUUUUACGAAUGUUUAAACUGUGUCACCGAACCCGACUCCACAAGGCGGGCGUCUCGGCCCCAUUCAGGGACUGUCGAAAACUACCACUCAGCUUCUGUCUCGUUGCUUUGCAUGUGGAUGUAAGGUUCCCCUGGACGUCCACUUCGAGCGAACGUGAUACACCAAUGAUUCGCAGCAGGUCUCGUGGGAACACCUGCCACCACCUGGUCAGGAUACGUGAACGCUUGAUUUGCAUCAGAGGCUAAAAACUGACGCGUUUUGGGUUUCCUGACUUAACGAUGUACCAUAUAGCAACAGUCGAGGCCGUUUCUGUUGGUGGUCUGUACAAACGUGUUUACAGUGUGUUACUGUAGUCUGGGGAUGUAAACCUGCCUUUAGAGCGAGGCAUUGUGGGUAAGAACAGUAGCUUUCUCUGUAGUUCUUUGUAGGAGAUGCCACAGCGUGACGUCACGUAGCCAAACGUAAGAAGUUAAACUUUUCUUAAAUGUUACCAAGGAACAGUAUUGCUGCUUCUUUUUUAGUUUUAGGUUUUGUCCUUUCUGUUCCAGGAUUAACUUGACUGUCAGUCAGACAUGAGCCAGCUCUGUUCUGUAUUUUUAUCGUUGUUUUUUUUUUUCACCAGACUGUCUUCAUCCUGACCAGGUUUCCCCCGUCUGUGGGGAAUUCUAUCAGUGUUUUUAUCGCUCUUUAGUCGCCCUUCGAUAGUCGGUCACAUUUUCACUUCUCUGUUUCCCCCCCCGUGAAUCAUUUGUGAAAUGUCUCAAAACCAGCUUAUGCCUGUAGAACCUAAGACUUUGGAGCAUCUCUGAGGCAUUAAUGUAUUGUUGCAAAGUUUUUGCUGUGCAACAACAACCAAAAAAACAAACGUUUUCAGUUUGGGAGAGGAUGCGACUCAAGGUCAGAUACCACAAGGAUGGAGAACCCAAGCAGAUGGCGCAAACUCCUCUAAUUGACACAACCACCGUCCUUUUCUCAGUUAAUUUUUGUUAACCAAGCAGAAUAACAGACACAAAAACAAAACCGUUUUGUAAUAAGCUCACAAGACCAGACGGCGUUUAUAUCCUCCGUCGUUGGUAACAAAAGUAACAACACCAGUCAGAUGGCGACUCGCGCAAACGUGACAACGUGAAAUCUACUGACGAAAAGAAAAGAUAAAGGAGAGGACUUCAGUCAUGCCAUAUCAGGUGCAAACUCCUCUCAGAGGGUUCUAAUUUUUCUAAGAUUUCUUAUAAAAACCAAAAACUUGCUAAACAAAAAGAAAGUUGAGUCAGUAAAAGACAGCAUCCAAUCCAAAUGAGCCUAAUUCUGUCAGCAAAACAGAAACCGACAUUCCUCACACAGUGGCGUUGCCCUCCUGACGCGGGAUCGCACUGCUGUACAAGGACUUCAACAAGAGAGCAACAACGUGUGGCUACUCGCGACGAUUUGCGACCCCUCGAUGGCGAGACCAUCACCACCGCCGCCGCGACACAGCAGAUGACUGACACCUCCAUUAACAGUAAACCAGUGAGAAGGGUCGCAAAAUGGCCGCCAUAGUGUUGAAAUGGCAAAGUUGCCCAACGGUGCUGGAAAGAUGAAGUUGGCUUCUUCGUUUCGGUCCCAUCCACCCUCCACUGUCAGCUUUUACUCCUGGUGAGAAGAACGCAGUCGAAUCGAACCAGAGAAUGUACGACCCCCCUCUGCCCGCUAAGUUUCAAGUUUUACUUGUAAAUUUACUGUAAAUUCUCAAAACAACUCGGUUGAAUUUGACAAAACAAGUGACCAGCAGCUGGCACCAGUUUCUUGAUUCUCAUUCUUCAUUGACAUCAAUGAAAGGCAGCACUUCCUGUUGAUGUUUCCCAUCAAAGACUCUGACGGUCCGCGGCUCUUUUGUGUUGUGUUUGCACUGACGGUGACCAGCUGUAAGUUAUCAUGACAAUUGGGAAUUAAAAAUCUCUGUUUGAGAGUUCACAUUCAUACACACACAUACACACACACACACUCAAUCUUCUGAAUGGUUAGACAGGAGAGAGCUGAAGUCUGCCCACAGCCUCAGUCUGCAAGCUUUUACUGAUGAUUUCAUUGAUUCGCUUUUAUUUUUUUGGACAAUAAAAAUGAUGAAGGACAGCAUCCAGUCACAUGCUGUGUGUGUGUGGCUGAACGCUCACCUCUUGUGUGUUGGCAGAUACUGUAGAUCCUCCCUCAAUUAAAGUGCAUUUUUGAGAAACAAAACUAAAAACAAAGAUUUGCACUCGAUCCAGAGGCGGGUGUGGCCUGGUGUGGCGCUCGGUUGGUGCAGGCUGGGGCUGUGGAGGUGGUGGUUGCCGUGCUCUCCUGAGAACGUUCUGGUAUCAGUGGAGCCGUGAUGACUCGUGUCUGUGUACAGUACUCGAUGUUUGUCCGUCUGUGACCGUCGGUUUCAGGAGUAAUUUAGAGGGUGGGGACGGGAGGGCGAGAUGAAAAGUGUUGUAGUGUUGCUGUAUUAUAAUUCUGUAUGUUCUGAAGAGGAUUUCAACAUUGUUAGAUUUUUUGUAGCUUUUAUCAUUAUGGAAAAACAAGUUGAACCAAGUUUUUAAUUCUUGCUUUUUGUUUUUGUUUUGUUUUGUUUUGUUGUCCUUCUUGUGACACGAAGGUGAAAACUGAUGCCAUCUAUCAUCUCUGUAAUAUUAUGCUCUCCUUGUGUUGUGAAAGGCUUCUCUUGUGCUUGAUCAAGUUCAUGACGGGAAAUAAAAAUCGUUACAACAUGA
This is a messenger RNA of Scatophagus argus, 5670 nucleotides long. RefSeq names its product cryptochrome-1-like. NCBI's taxonomy places the organism in Eukaryota, Metazoa, Chordata, Actinopteri, Scatophagidae. The transcript is spliced from 15 exons. Gene Ontology annotation, molecular function: DNA binding; FAD binding. The coding region runs from base 194 to 2209 and encodes 671 amino acids. Gene Ontology annotation, biological process: entrainment of circadian clock by photoperiod; negative regulation of DNA-templated transcription; circadian regulation of gene expression. Gene Ontology annotation, cellular component: cytoplasm; nucleus. The record is from RefSeq and is a predicted model, not a curated record.